AUGGCUUAGAUAUUUUUACUGGCAUCUUAGAGAGACUGUUAUAUGCCAGUCUUAGCCAAACCCAAAACCAAAUUACUCUAAGUAAUUUAAAAAUUGAAAAUGAAGGCUGAGUUAAUACUUAUUAUUUACAUUUUCUUAAUAUAGAUUACCAAACAGGGAUGCUUGAGCUAAAUUAAGGUAUAAGAAUUAUUGUUGAAGAGAAAUCACAAGAGUGUGCUAUAAUAAUAAGCUGGAGCAUUGAUUUCACAAGCAAGACAUAAUUUUUUUUGGGGUGGAAAUUUAGGUUCUUGUUUAAAGGAUGAUGCUUAUACUAUUAUAGCCAAGGAGUUGCCCUAUACCGGUUGUCAUAUAAACCAAAAUAUUUCCAUUUCACUAAUGUAAAAAUAUUUAUUGAAUACAUUUAAAAUUUGGCUUUGGGAUUUAGGUUAUCUUUGGGGUGAAGAUAUCAGAUUUUAUACAAUAAUUGUUUAUGCUGUGUUGAAUGGAGUUCAAACCAAAAUAUAUGAUAGUAAAUUAGCAACUUCAAUAGUCAAGAUAACAUUUCCAGAUUAAUUCGUUGAAAGAUUUGAUGUAUUAGAUGCAGGAGGUAAUACAUACAAUACAGAUUUACACAUUUUAAAAACUGAUGCAUAUUAUAAAUUUUGA
Molecule: messenger RNA, 645 nt
Organism: Paramecium tetraurelia
Lineage: Eukaryota; Ciliophora; Oligohymenophorea; Peniculida; Parameciidae
Exons: 2
Source: RefSeq, a predicted model, not a curated record